Cladocopium goreaui is the source of this 1350-nucleotide messenger RNA. Lineage: Eukaryota; Dinophyceae; Suessiales; Symbiodiniaceae. The record is from the annotation of a GenBank genome assembly.
AUGCGCCUCGCCAAUCGUUGUGCUGCAUCCGAGCAAGUGAAGCAGGCCAUAAAGAACUUCAAGUGCUCCGUUUGUGAGGAGUUGAAACCUCCUGCCAUAAACCGGAAGGUCACCAUGCCACAUGUUGAACAACCCAACAAAAUGGUAGGUCUUGAUUUUGUCCAAGUAGAACUGAUUCGUGAUGAUGAGAACGGAGAGCAGGAGGAGCAGAAGUUCAACGUUUUGACCUGUGUUUGCAUGGCCACCGAUUUUUGUCAGCAAGUGGUCAUUCCUGAAGGAGCCGGUGCCUUGUCUCAAGCCUUCCAUGAAGCCUGGAUUAGACCAUAUGGUGCACCCGAAACCGUGUACAUGGAUCCAGCCUAUAUUCCCAUUGGCAGCUGGGAAGACUUGAAGUUGCGAAUAGAGUUUUACGUGGAAUGGCUCAGCGCGUUUGGAGAUCAUCGUCAAGACCGCCAAAGGAAUCAUGGAGAAGAGCAUGUGCCGGUAGGAACACUUCAUGAAGGUGAUGCCCCACCACUGGUUUCGCUUGAGCAGCCAUCAUCCAAGCGUCUCAAGACAGUGCCAGAGCAGCCUCAAGAGGAGAGAGCCGCGAGUGUUUCUUAUGAGCCGUCCAUAGCACCAUCCGUACUGGAUGAUGAAAUGCCAGACCAGGAGACAUUCAGUGAUCAGCCGUUGAACGCUGAUGAGAUUCCUCGAGCUGCAUCGUUGCUCCUCCGUGCCGUGAAGCAUGGUCAGGCGCAGCAUGUCCUUGGUUUUAUCAAAGAAGCUCCUGGAGCCAAGCCGUUUUGGGCUGGGUGCUAUCAUGUGAUGGAUGCAGCCCGUCCCUCAGGAUAUCAGGAUCCAAUGUCUAUGCCAUCUACGUCCAUGAAUGAUGCCUCGAAGCGUCGAGUCCCUGAUGACACCUUGUCUUGGGAGAAUGUGACUGAGAAUGGUGAGAGCCUGAGCGAUGCAUCUUACAUUGCAUCGAUGCCUGAGACGGUGAACAUUCCUCCGCCGUGGACUGAUGGAAGCAAUCCAUUGCUUCAGGUGAUGAAAGAAAUCCAGGAAGAUGUGAAGAUUCCCAUCCCUUCCGACAUUGCCAGUGUCCACAAAUGGGGAGAGUGCAUCUGUGAAACAGAGAAGUACCAGACGGCCGGGCUGAGCUACUAUGAGCUUGUGUUCAAGGCCAAGACCGAUUCAGACUGCAAGCAGUAUCUUUCGUGGAUCAAGGGCCGUUUUGGCUAUGUUCAAGGAAAGGAUCACCCACCUGAUAAGAUGACACCGGGUAAGGAUCUAGCCAGGUUCUUGCAAAGGAUUGGAUGGACGGGAACCGAGUCCGCCACUUCCUUCCACCGAAGAUUUAAGAAAUAG